AUAAAUGUCGAACAUCCUCACAUAUUUCAAGCAUUAUUGAAGUCUUUCUCAAAAGCAAAAAAAACAAUAAAAAGCAAAUAAACUCAAAACCAAUUAAAAAAACAAAAAUGGAGUCCAAAAAAUUCAUCGUUCUUCUUUUGGUGUCCUCUCUACUCAUUUCCAUGACAGAGUGUCAAGUAUUUUCCGGUUCACCUUCAUCAAUGUCAUUUUCGUCUAUGUCAUCAGAUUCGCCUUCGGGAUCUCCAUCAUCGUCUCCCUCAUCCUCAUCGGUGACUUCAACCAUGGAAGAAGGAGCUGCUGCCGCAACCUCAGUAUAUGAGAAAUUGAAAAACAAAAUAACAUCCUAAUUUUUUUCCCUACAAUUUUAAAGGCACUCCAUAAUAAUGACUUUAUUAUUAUUUUUUGCUGAGAGGCAGAAAAAUGCCCGGACAUUUCUGCUAUCUUUUUUUUUGAAUGGUGAGAAACUUUUUUUUAACUUAUAGUUAUAGUUUCGUCAAUAAGAGCAACAAUAAUGCCCUUCUAUUAAAAAUAAAUUCAUAACAAGUUUGUGAUAGUUGUGAUUUUAUAGUUUGUGAAAGGGGAUGGCUACCUCCUAUUGUGCUAGCCCACGUAUCAAUGUAUCCUCUCCAUAUAUUUAUUCAUAAUUAAUCUAAUAAUUGUGGUUGUUAUUACUUAUUACUUAAA
This is a messenger RNA of Cuscuta epithymum, 684 nucleotides long. Lineage: Eukaryota; Viridiplantae; Streptophyta; Magnoliopsida; Solanales; Convolvulaceae. The record is from the annotation of a GenBank genome assembly.